AUUAUGUGAUGACGAUUGUGGGAUAUUCACGCAGGGCCGCAUAACAUUCUCAUGUAAAGCGAAAACAUGAAUUAUAUAAAUAGAAUCACUCAUCUGCGUAGGGAUGCGGCCCUAUGUAGAAGGAGUUAUUUUUAAAAGCCAUAUCAUCACUUGUUACAGUUCUGCUUUCAGUUCUACUAGGUUUCAGUUGCGGCAAACAGUGCGACGGUUUCAUAUAAUAAAAUAACUGUAUCAUAUAGUGAAACAAAAAAUCAAGUGUUCUGAACCAGAUUACCGCCUCUCUUCAGGCAGAAGCGGACGAAAAGAGCCCUGGCAGAGACAUUAUAUCUCGAUGGUAUCUUAAUUGUGGAAAUCAUGCAAGUAAGGAAUCUUAUAAAAAUUCAGAUACGCCACCCAAAUGGGCUCUCACACAAGUGUACAAACUUAAAAAGCGUGGCGGCUCCAUUCAUAAUUAAUUAAUAAUACAUUCAUCACUAAGGAUCUUUCUCUCGAUCUUUUUCUCGUUUUCGAUGACAAAUGAUAAUCUCGAAAUCGGUUAACUAAAACCAUAAAUCGGGAACACAAAGGUCCAUGAGGAUGUUCAGUUCAUUGAGACUAACGACGAUGCGCUCGCAUAAGAGUCGACCUAGACCGGGAAGUGUCGCUACAUCCACAAGUUCAGAUUCAACGAGAACAGAAGAAACGCUCACGCAAAUACAGUACCACCCUCAUAAUUUUUUAUUGCUGAAUGAUCAAGAGAACAUUAGUGCGUUAUCAUCGCUUCCCAAUGUCUCAUCGAAGGUCGCACAAGUAAGAGUAGAGCGUGAGGAUGGCAGUCUCGGUAUAACUCUCCGUGGAGGAAUGUCAAAGGCUUUAAUAGUAACGGGAGUGAAAGCCGAUGGUCCAGCCGCCAAAGAAGGUAGAAUCAGACCCGGUGAUCGGUUAUUGGCAGUGGAUGAUACUGAGUUACGGGGACUUAACUUAGCAGAAGCACAGCAUGCGCUCAAAAAAAAUUCCGAUGCACCGAUUGCAUCUUUGACGAUAGAAUACGAUGUCGCAAAUCUGGAGGAAGCACGAUUCGCCACUUCAGGACCCUUACUCGUUCAAUUGGAACGUGGUCUCUCAGGAGAGCUUGGUUUAACAGUAAAAGAAACAUUAAAUGGAGUUUAUAUCGACAGUCUUCGUCCGGCGAGCACAGCAGAUCGCUGUGGUGCUCUCCAAGCAGGAGAUCGGCUAUUAGCAGUGGAUGACAUAUCUGUUCAGGACGUGAUAACUGCUGCUAAAUUGCUUAGAUACAAUUCCGAAAGUUGUCGCAUCGCCAAAUUGCAAAUACUACCGCGACUUCCAAGCGCGAAAACAGCUAAGAGAAAAGCACAGUUACAAACUCAGAAUUCAAACCAGACUUUUCAAAUGAAAGAAAGUUUGACAGUUGUUCUGCGGCCGGAUCAUCGUGGUUUUGGGCUUGCACUUAAAUUGAAUGAUGAUCACAUGAAUUAUAUAGUGAGUUUGGUGGAAGCAGGUAGUCCUGCCGAACGAAGUGGCAUACUUUUACCUGGCGAUAAGAUUACCGCAAUCAAUCGGAAAGCAUUAUGUGAUUUACAACCGUCAGAAGUAAUCAAUAUAUUGGAAACGUCACAAAUGAUCGAAUUAGUGAUAGAAUACAAAGUUGGUGGAUCAGUAAUGCCAAGUUCCGGAAUCUUCACGGUGAGAGUAACUAGGCCGUUAGGCGGUCAACCUGAUUUGGGUCUCACAGUAAACGAGGAUCUAAUAAUCACAGAGGUCCGCCGAGGAUCACUUGCUUAUCGAACAGGUAGUUUAGCACCUGGAGACAAACUACUUGCAAUAGAUGGGCAAAACCUAGAUCCUGGGGAUUUGCGACAAGCUGCUCAAUUAUUGCAUCGACCUGGUGGCUCAAUAGUUGCUUUAACCAUUAGAAAACCGGAUCCUAAUACGGAAAUAAGACAGUAAUACAUGAUUUAUGUAUCAAGAAAUGCAGUCGCGAUUCGUCGCCAAGUGUACGCGCUAGCGCUUUUCGAGUGCAAGACCGACAGUGUCCUUUUAUGCGAGCCAGUGAGUUGCUAAUAUCCGUGAUUAUCGGAACUCAAUAACAGGUGAACCGAUCAAAUUUUAGAUAGGCGCAAUCGAUUACUUAGAUUUAAAUUUAAAUUAUAUAAUAAAAGUGAUCUUAUUUUUUGUCUAUGUAUCCUAUAAACAGAGAUAUUGCAAUCCAAAAUUCAAAUCGGGAAAUUUAUAUUCAAGAAACAUCAUUAUUAUUAUUGUCAUCUUCGCUGUCUGUAUGGAUUACAGUUUCAAUUUUUACUGCUACGAAGUGGCGGCGCUAGC
Molecule: messenger RNA, 2322 nt
Organism: Pogonomyrmex barbatus (red harvester ant)
Lineage: Eukaryota; Metazoa; Arthropoda; Insecta; Hymenoptera; Formicidae
Gene: Grip
Product: Glutamate receptor interacting protein
Biological process (GO): neurotransmitter receptor transport, endosome to postsynaptic membrane
Molecular function (GO): protein binding
Source: RefSeq, a predicted model, not a curated record